GGCCCACGGGUCCCAGCAGCGUGGGUUGGUGGGAGUCUGAUGCGACGGCGGCGGCGGCAGCCAGGAUGAGCUGCACCGAGGUCAUGUACCAGCCUUACUCGCCCUAUUUUCCCUACCAUCAGCGGGCGGCCGCCGCCGCCGCCGCCUCCUGCCCCGGCGCUGGAGCGGCGUCCGGCAUCGCGGCCGCCCAGGCCGCAUGCCUCGACUACAAGCGGUUCGUGAACCCCAAAAUGCACGACCUGUUGGCCGGCAGCGCCUCCCCCGCGACGCCGCCAUCCUCCCUGCAGUCGCUGGGUCCGCCGCGCUCCGCGUCCUCGACGGGUUCGUCUUCUUCGUCGCACCACUCGCGAUCCCACCACCACAACCACCAUGGCGGGAGCGGCGGCACCACGGCCAACAACAGCGUCAACAGCGGCGGCAGUUCCUCCGGUCCUCACGGGACGAGCGGUCGCCCUUCCUCUUCCUCGUCGACGUGUGCCGUGGUGGCAUCGUCGUCGUCGCCUUCGACGCCCCUGGCUGCCAGGAGCCCCGACCGCGAGGAGUCCUCGGUUCACGCGAGCAAGGCCACGACGUCGUCCUCGUCUCUACCCGGAGGACACGCCGCAGUAGUGACGGGUGGCGGCGGCUCGCCGCCUUCUUCGGCGGUCACCGGCGGCACAAGUGCUGCGCCUGGCGACGCGCAUUACGUGUCGGACAACUGUGUGGUGUUCACGUACUAUAGCGGCGACAUCUCGUCCGUGGUGGACGAGCACUUCUCGCGAGCCCUGAGUGAGUCCGGAGCCUACGACGGCACGGCAGGGUCCUCCUGCAAGUCCGGCGCGUCACAACUCAAAGACGCGCCACCGAUGGCGCAGCGCAACUUCCCGGCCUCGUUUUGGAAUUGCCACCAGUCGCCGACGGGCGGUUCAUCCAGCCACGGCAUGUCCACAGCCACCGGCAGCGCAGGCGGCUCAGUGUCGAGCCCCGUGGACCUGUACGCGAGCAGCGAACCACACCCUUACCACCACGCUCACCACCACGCCGCGUCGGCAGCAAAUGCCGCUGCCAUACACGCCAGCUUGCAGAGUGACCCGUGGCACUAUGCGCUUACGGCGCCCCAGGCUGGGCCGUACAGGUCUUCAGCGAUGCACGAGCUGGCGUACUCUGCGGGUGGAGCGGCGCACCGCUUCGGUGCCCAGCAGUACGGCUCGCUGCUACUGCAGCCGCGCUCCUCGCGCCUGGCUCCAGCCACAUGUACUGCGCUGGACAAGAGCGAUGCGUGGGCUUCGCCCGCAGCCCGUUACCAUCACGACCAGCUGACCGGGCACCACGUGGUGGACGCAUCCGGAUACCAGGCAGCCGCUCAUCAUCAUUACGGGAUGGGAGCCGCAGCAGCCGCGGCCGCCAUGACCGAUCCCAACAGCGGCGGCUACAUGCUGGAGUUGUACAAGUUCCAGGCGAUGCACGCGUACCGGUGAAAAAAAAAAAACGAAAACGAAACAAAAAUACCGAACCAACCACCACCGGUGGGUCUACAGCGGGUGACGUCACUACGACAAAGCAAGAGGCUCGAUAGUCAAGGCCAAGAACCGUGCAAGGACCUCUACUGGUUCUGAAGCCGACCCUCUUCUCCAUAUACCUCCCCGAUCGACGCCUCAGCCUCGCAGUAACGAAGACACGGCAGACGUUUGAAAAAGGAGUGAGCUCGAAAACGAACUGCGCAUGUGCAACAGAGUGAGGAGUGCGCCGACGGUUAUUUAUCACGUGACGUGUCGCUACGUAUACCGCGAACAUUCUGCGACCCCUGCGAAGAAGGACAAUGCGAACGAACUGUGUGCGCCUGCAACUUUUCUUUCUUCUUGUCGUGUGCCUAUGUGUACCACCUUGUGAGUGUGCGUGGAACCUUACUUUUCGGGCGUGGUAUAUCGGUCAACGCGGAUAACCUAACCACUGCGAAACCACUGGGUAGUUUCGCGGUGCCGUCAUUGUAUACUAUACGAGCGUUCUCAAGCCUGCCUCGCUUAGUUGUACGACGCUGCGAUCUGUUUACCUUUAGAGCCGUACUCCCAAAAUAAUUUCCGUUAGAACUCUCAUGCCUCGUGUUCUGGGCUUCGGAUCUGUUUACGGUAUCGAUGAAAGAACCCUAAUAAGAAACCUUCAUUAUGUUUGCCAACCUAUCGUGACAUGAUGUGGUUGUUUCUUAGAAAAGCAACUGUGCGCUGGAAGGAAAUUUCAUUAUUUUGAGUUAUCACAGUUUAGCUCAGUUAAAUCUAAGUGAUACAGCAUAUUAUUGAGCUUGUUUUAUACAAAAUAGUAGGAGGCCUUUCACCGUGUCCAUGUCCUGCGUCGGAAGCACGCAUUUCUCGAGUUCGAGGUAACUCGGCAUUUAAUGCGGUGACAGACAAACGUGCUGUUGAACUUCACAGAGAAAGGCUUCUUUUAAAUUCUCAAACGCGUCUCUUCUGUUAUCGAAGCGUUAGACAUCACACGUUUCGGGAAGGAAACAGUGUGCGCGUUUUUACAUGUAUACGUUUAGGCCAUUUCACGCACGUGUUUUGAGAAAUAUAUUUGACACGAGCAACCUGAGACAUUCAACUUAGCUAGCGGCAUCUGGGAGGCAGGUUUGCGGAUGGUCAUGUUCAAUGAGGCGCAAUGUACAGGUGGUUGUGUCCUCGCGUCGCCCAUGUGCGUGUGCGUCUGUGUCUGUGUGCGUGUGCAUCUACACGAAAACAAACCGGUAAGUAGGUGGGCAAGACGGAGCACUGUGUUUUAUUCCUUCGUCCCGUUUUAAUUUAUUCCAGUCAUCGCUUGUAGCGGCCGCGCCAUUCGCGCGUGAGCGAUUCCGCGGCAAGCCAAUUAGUCGGCGUGCAUUACGAGCUUGACCCCCGUGAACCGCUGUGUUGACGUUAUUUAUGAGUUGUGUAGAUUAUAGGCCUAUUUAACGCGUUGUCUGAGUCGCAUGCCAGGUGGAUAUACCUAUGAAUAAAUGAGGACAGACUACCAUGCAUCAGCGCGCGCGCACGGAGCAUGCCGCUCUGUCUUGUGCAUAAUUUUAUUCUCCAGAUUUCUUGUCCCGGUAACUGUGUAUGAAAAAAAAAGAUCUGUACAUAAAGGAUGAAAUAUAAAGAGUUAU
Molecule: messenger RNA, 3112 nt
Organism: Rhipicephalus sanguineus (brown dog tick)
Lineage: Eukaryota; Metazoa; Arthropoda; Arachnida; Ixodida; Ixodidae
Exons: 6
Coding region: 66-1457 (463 amino acids)
Biological process (GO): regulation of transcription by RNA polymerase II
Cellular component (GO): nucleus
Source: RefSeq, a predicted model, not a curated record